AUGGUGCAUGAUGCCGACGUUACAUGGGAAGAGGGCAAGCAGAUUUGUGUUGAGUUGGGUGGGGUGAUGGUUGUCCCUCAAGAAGAAGAGUUACAACACCUCCUCGCCAUGUGCAGUUGCAGAUGGUUAUGGAUUGGUUGCAACGACAUUAAAACUGAAGGUACCUGGGUGUGUCUGGAUGGUGAAGGUACUAUUGACGUGCAGGACAAGAGAUGGAAUGAUGGUCAGCCAAAUAAUAAUUACGGCAACCAAGAUUGCGCUGCAAGCAGUGCUUCAGGCUGGCACGAUGGGGAUUGUGGAUCAACACGCAAGAUAGUCUGCCAGCGUCCCGCGCUGGGCCCCUGUAGUCGUAAUUCGACAGGAUGGAUACCCGACAAGUUGACAGAUCGUUUCUUUCGAGAUACCAACCCACAGGAGGGUUCCUUCAUCAGUUUCCAAGGAGGACAGAAAGCUGAACUGACUUUCAGAAUAAACCCAAACUACAACAUGUCCACAUGCCCUGAUUCAAUUCAGCAGAAGAUGUUAAACAACAGCAAAGGAGUAACGAUAUUUCAUCCAGAGAUACACCAGUUAAUAAACAGUCAACUUCUAAAUAACACAGAAUACACACGACUGAGACCGUACUAUAUGCCAUUUGGAUACAAAACAAAAACAAAGUUUGCAUUUAAAGAUGUUCAAGACACCUUGAAGCUUUUUCCAGCUAAAGACUCUAUUUUCGAUUUUUCCGAUGAGAAGCCACGUCCAAGGUGUCUGUCAUGCGCGAUUAUCGGUAACGGUGGCAUACUCAACGGCUCCAAGAAAGGAGAAGAAAUCGAUCGACACGAUAUGGUCUUUCGUGUGAAUAAUGCUGUCCGACGAAACCAUAUGCACGAUGUCGGCAACCGCACAACGCACUAUUUUUUCUUCGAUAGAUCUUUACGUGGGAUGUCGGCAAAUGAUGUGCCAUAUGACAAGGGCUUGAUUUAUGUAUUUCUACCAUGUCGUUAUAAUGACUAUAAAUACAUUGCUGGAGUUGUGAUGGGAAAAGACCCAAAGAUUAAAGUUGCGGCAGAUACGGUACGGAUUCUACACCCAGACUUCGUUAGAUACUUCCACAAGAUUUGGAUUAAUACACCUAAAAAGACUUUCCGGCCUUCAACCGGUGCCAUUAUGUUUCUGACGGCACUGCAUGCAGGAUGUGAUAGCGUGAGUGUCUAUGGUAUAGGCCAUACUGACGACUACACGUACUAUUAUUAUGAUGCUAAGUUUACAUCAGUUAACUGGAAACGAUCAGUCCACGACACCCUGGCUGAAUUGUAUAUUCUACAAGGUUUAGAUAGAAUUGGAACUAUUGACUGGUACAAGCGCGAUGUCUCGUCAUUUAGAACAAAUUAAGAUGAUAUUUUAUUUUGUUUAUAUAAGUUUACGUGUUUAUUUCAGACAAAAACCCUUCAACUCAGGAGUAGCACGGUUAUUGCACCAAGCGAUUUCCUAGAUCUACUCUCACACUUGGGCGAACAUUACGCUUGCCAAUGCCUUUACGAACGUUUCCAACGCUAACGCACGCUUUACUUACGUUACCAAUUCGACGGCGAAUGACCGUCAUCGCAACAUUCGCUGAAAUUUAGAAACUGGUUUCUAAAUUGACCGAUCUUGGGAACAAUUUGUGAACGUACCGAAUUUGUGAGCAACGCUCACGAAGGCACGGCGAAUGUUGCGAGG
Messenger RNA from Asterias rubens (European starfish), 1701 nucleotides. Its product is annotated as alpha-N-acetylgalactosaminide alpha-2,6-sialyltransferase 2-like. Lineage: Eukaryota; Metazoa; Echinodermata; Asteroidea; Forcipulatida; Asteriidae. Gene Ontology annotation, molecular function: sialyltransferase activity. Bases 1 to 1374 code for a protein of 457 amino acids. The transcript has 8 exons. The record is from RefSeq and is a predicted model, not a curated record.